GACGGCUCCCCCAGAGCCAUGUCCAGGUUCCUGAGGCACUUCACCGUGGUCGGGGAUGACCAUUACAAAUGGAAUACCAGAUAUAAGAAAUGGGACAAUGAGGAGGAUGAUGAUGAGCAACCACAGGCGCCGACAGCGCCAACCCCAGUGGCCGACGUCCCUGGAUCCGAGAUCAACGCCGCCGAAGUUCCAGGGGAGACUGUCACCCCUCCAAAGGCCCCCCCAGACUUCAGGACUGUGAUGAGAAAGCUCUUCGCUUCCCACAGGUUUCAGGUUAUCAUCAUUUGCCUAGUCAUUAUGGAUGCCUUACUGGUGCUUGCUGAGUUGAUGUUAGACUUGAAAAUCAUCCAGCCCGACAAGGACAACUAUGCUGCCAGGGUGUUCCACUAUCUAAGCAUUGCCAUCUUGACCUUCUUCAUGAUAGAAGUUGCAUUAAAAUUAUAUGUCUUCCGCCUGGAAUUUUUCUACCACAAGUUUGAGAUCCUGGAUGCUGUUAUUGUGAUCAUCUCUUUUGUACUGGAUAUUGUCCUUCUGUUCCAAGAACAUGCCUUUGAAGCCCUUGGCUUAUUGAUCCUUCUCCGACUUUGGAGGGUGGCCAGGAUUAUCAAUGGCAUAAUUAUUUCAGUCAAGACACGUUCUGAACGACAACUCUCGAGGCUGAGACUGAUUAAUCAUCAACUGGCCGCUAAAAUUCAGCAUCUUGAAUUCAGCUGCACCGAGAAGGAGCAAGAAAUUGAAAGACUUAACAAACUCUUAAGAGAUCAUGGACUUCUUGAGUAGCUGGACCAGGCAAUAUUUGCUUAGCCCCAUGGAGA
Molecule: messenger RNA, 815 nt
Organism: Gracilinanus agilis (Agile Gracile Mouse Opossum)
Lineage: Eukaryota; Metazoa; Chordata; Mammalia; Didelphimorphia; Didelphidae
Gene: HVCN1
Product: hydrogen voltage gated channel 1
Exons: 5
Coding region: 19-780 (253 amino acids)
Biological process (GO): proton transmembrane transport
Cellular component (GO): plasma membrane
Molecular function (GO): voltage-gated proton channel activity
Source: RefSeq, a predicted model, not a curated record